Messenger RNA from Xenopus tropicalis (tropical clawed frog), 1244 nucleotides. RefSeq names its product retinol dehydrogenase 13 (all-trans/9-cis) (gene rdh13). The transcript is spliced from 7 exons. Bases 176 to 967 code for a protein of 263 amino acids. NCBI's taxonomy places the organism in Eukaryota, Metazoa, Chordata, Amphibia, Anura, Pipidae. Gene Ontology annotation, biological process: retinol metabolic process. The record is from RefSeq and is a predicted model, not a curated record.
CUUUGUGCCGUGCAGGGAUUACACAGGUGGGGGAAACUGCCCGAGUAAAGCAUCUAUAAUUGGACAGACCGUCAUUGUAACUGGAGCAAACACAGGGAUUGGAAAGGAGACAGCACUGGAGCUUGCAAAAAGAGUUCUUUCUUUAUGGCACUGAAUUUCAGGAGGCAGGAUAAUUAUGGCAUGUCGUGACAUGGGAAAAUGUGAAAAUGCUGCAAGAGACAUACGGGGAAAAACACUUAAUCAUAAUGUGUUUGCAAGGCAUCUAGACCUAGCAUCAUCUAAAUCCAUUAAAGAAUUUGCAAAAACUAUAAUAAAUGAGGAAGAGCGUGUAGACGUAUUGAUUAAUAACGCAGCAGUGAUGAGGUGUCCUCACUGGAAGACAGAGGAUAACUUUGAGAUGCAGUUUGGAGUUAAUCAUUUAGGUCAUUUUCUCCUUACCAACUUGCUGCUUGAGAAGAUGAAGCGGUCUGAGAAUUCCAGGAUCAUUAAUGUAUCAUCCUUGGCACACAUAGCAGGAGAUAUUGAUUUCGAUGACUUAAACUGGGAAAAAAAGAAGUACAACACUAAAGCAGCAUAUUGCCAGAGCAAGCUUGCUAAUGUCCUUUUUACAAAUGAAUUGGCCAAGAGGCUGCAAGGUACCAAAUUGACUGCCAACUCACUCCACCCAGGAGUUGCAGAUACAGAACUGGGCAGGCAUACAGGAAUGCACCAAUCUGCAUUUUCCAGCACCAUUCUAGCUCCAUUGUUUUGGUUCUUGGUCAAAUCCCCCAAGCAAGCAGCACAACCAAGUGUCUACCUGGCUGUUGCUGAGAACCUCCAAGGGGUAUCCGGAAAAUAUUUUAAUGCACUAAAAGAAAAAGAGCCUGCUCCGCAGGCCUUAGAUGAGGAGUCGGCAAGGAAACUCUGGGAGGAAAGUGCCAAACUGGUGCAUCUUGAGGAAGCAUUAACUGAAUGUAAAGCUCUGUAGGAUUCAUAUUUGAAUCAAGCAAAAUACCUUCAAUGAAGGUUUCAUUUGAAAGAUAACUUUGUAGUAAUUAUUUUUUUAUCUAUAAAAAAAAUAAAACAAAAUAUUCACGUGUUACUACUAAAUUGAUAAAUCAACCUUUUGUUACCAAAGGGCUAUUGUUAAUAGAAUAGUAAGUCACCAUUUUCAAGUACUUUCAGGCAUUAAGCACAAGCAAUAUAUGUUCUUGCUUACACUGUAACAUUUACAAUAAAGCAGUGGUGCUCACCAUGUCAAGCGA